AUGCUGCUCCGGACCCCGCGCGCACGUCGGAUUGCCUGGGACAACGCGAAUCGCACGCAAUGGCGAAGAAUACCGCUGCGAUGCUAUUCUUCAGCCAAUUCGGUGGAUCCGCCAUGGUUCCAAGAGCUGCGCACCGAAAUGUUGCAGCGAGACGCCAUACACCUUCCUGAGUUCAUCGCCACUCCGCACGAAUUCAAGCUAUCGCAAACCAUCUCGGGUUUCUUACCUGAAGAAUGGUGCUAUGCCCCCGGUGUGCGUAGUCGCAUGGUGCCGUUUGGCCAUCACUUGAUAUGGUUCAAUCCCGCGGUGCGGACAACCGAAUUACUUCCAGAUGGAACAGACGCGUCGCAGAGCCCGGGCGGGUCAUGGGUGCGGCGCAUGUGGGCUGGCGGCUCGAUACAAGUACGACCCGACGAGUAUUACGACCGUAACCGCGGCUUUAGAGUCGAUUUUCCAAUGUCUGGGACGGAGCACAUAAAGCAUGUCCGACUGCACGGAGAAGGCGACACUGCCAAGAUCUUUGUCACUAUCGAGCGGCGCUUUGCACGGGUGGACAUUCUAGGGAGAACGUACAACGCGAAGCAUGGUAAACUGGGAAAGAAUGGAGGUAAAAAAUUAAAGACUUAUCUCGAGCAGCAGUUGCGAGACGGCGACGAUUGGGGCGACGCCAUCGUGAAGGAGGAGCGUAACCUGGUCUUUUUCAAGGAGCGCCCCGCUGCCGAAUUGGAGGCAGUCAAGGCCGGGCAGAUGGCCACCGUGAAGUAUCUGCAGCCCCCUGGGAAGCCAGACUUCUCCCACGCCCUCACUCCCGACCGCGCCCUUCUUUUCCGCUUCUCUGCUCUUACCUUCAACGCCCAUCGCAUACACCUCGAUCCUGAGUACGCUCGUAACGUCGAAGGCCACCGCAACCUGCUAGUUCACGGUCCUCUUUCCCUGCUCCUCAUGUUGAAAACCAUGAGCCAUUACGUGUAUGCACAGACCGGGGGAAAGCACGAUCUGGAGUCGAUCGAAUAUCGCAAUCUAGCGCCGCUGUACUGCGACGAGGAGAUGCGCAUAUGCGGCUUGGAGAAGAAGAAAUUGCAACAUGGCAGUAUAUACGAUGUAUGGAUUGAGGGGCCGACCGGAGGCGUUGCUGUCAAGGGCACUGUUUACACCACAGUAAAGAAUACUAAGCCGAAACCGCUGGGACCCGGCUCUAGGAGGCCAGACAUUACAGCACUCAAUGCUGCCGCCAAGAAGACUACCACGACUCCUGAGUCCUCGACGGGUUCUGAGCCUGUAUCUCAACCCCAAGGUGAGACUCCAAACAAAUCUACCCUCAGUGAAACUACUUCUCAACCAUCAUCUAGAGAAGUAAACCCACCGACCGCACAAACAACGAGCCGAGCGCCCCGUCGCAAGCGCGCCUCCAACACCACGGCCUACAACUUCAUUUCCCUCCCUCCCAGCAAAGCACCGUCUGCUCGCGUCGUCGAAUCGUACAAGCCAGUAAAACCGACGAUAUCGAUACGUUCAAGGGAAAUCAUACGACGCGCUCGUCGGCGUGCCCCGAAGGAGAUUCACGUCAAGCCUAUACCGCUGGUUCGCAGGUUCGAUGCGACACCGUAUACCCCAGACCCUGUUCGCACGGCUUCGAGACAUAGCAGAUAUUUGAGGGAGGGCGCUAGGAAGAUCGAGAAGCCUAGUGUUCGCUUUGUUGCGGAGCAGCUGUCUGAGCGUGCGGCGCUGAGGAAGAGGAUUGGCUUUAGAUAUGUCCAUCGGUGA
Alternaria ethzedia is the source of this 1764-nucleotide messenger RNA. RefSeq lists its product as uncharacterized. Bases 1 to 1764 code for a protein of 587 amino acids. Lineage: Eukaryota; Fungi; Ascomycota; Dothideomycetes; Pleosporales; Pleosporaceae. Gene Ontology annotation, molecular function: (3R)-hydroxyacyl-[acyl-carrier-protein] dehydratase activity. Gene Ontology annotation, cellular component: mitochondrion. The record is from RefSeq and is a predicted model, not a curated record. The transcript is spliced from 2 exons.